CAAUCGGAUAUUUCAUCUGGAUUCUGGAAGAACGGGAGCAAAACAAACUGGAAGAGGAACCUCAAGUGCAUCAAAUAGGAGGACAAGCAACAAACAGGACCAGUUGAACUUGAACGGUCCGUGAGAGAAGUUACCUGCCGAGCACCUCACCUAGCCUGCAAUCUGUUGAGCUUCGUGAUUUCUCCUGCUGAAAUAUAAUGGAAAUGAUACAAUGAAUUUCGAGUGCGCCUUGACUAGAAUUGCCACGAUUUUUCUAGUUUGGGUUUCCUCCAGAGGUGUAUAUCACGGAUCGUCUGGUAUUCAAACAGCCGCGAAAACGCAGGAGCUGAAAAUUUUCAAUAUUGGCGUACUUAUCGCUUCUAAUUUGGAUUCCCCGUUUGAUUUAGAGAGAUGUGGUCCUGCCAUCGAUAUGGCCUUAAACGAGGUCAACGAAAAGUUUCUCCUGCAGCAUAAUAUUCAACUUCAAAAAGUGCAAGGGAGUUUCCCAUCUUGCAGUGGUGCGAUGGCACCUGGGAUAGCCGCAGAUAUGCAUUUUUUAUCAGAUGUAAUCGCUUUCAUAGGACCUGCUUGCUUGUUCGCUCUGGAACCCGUUGCUCGUUUGGCAGCAUACUGGAACACACCCAUAAUCACAGGAAUGGGUGAUCAGCCACCCUCUGAGGGAGAACUUUCUGUAACUUCUGGUAUUCUUGGUAGGCUGCACAAAUGGAAUAAGAGCGAUAGUGCCGGAAUCCUCAAAGAUAAGAGUAAUUAUCCAACGCUCACCCGAAUGUCGUACUGUCAAUGUCGAUUAAAAUUGGUAUUUUCGAGCAUCUUUAGGGAAUUUGGCUGGAAGCACAUAGCUCUGAUAUUGGACCGGUCGGACCUUUUUUCUCUAACAGUUGGUAAGAAUUUAGAACACGGUUUGAAAAAAGAAGGCCUUCUCACCUUUGUACGAGAGAUAGAUGGCAAUGAAAAUGAAUCCAUUGGAAAUUAUUUACGAGAUGCUAGUAUGUAUGCUAGAGUGGUAAUUUUGAGUGUCCGAGGUGUUCUUGUUAGAAAGUUUAUGCUCGUUGCUCAUGAUCUGGGUAUGACAAAGGGAGAUUGGAUUUUUCUUGAUGUAGAAAUAUUUCAGGGUUCAUAUUGGGGAGAUCACAAUUGGGAAAUAGGUGAUGAACAAGAUUCCGAUGCUAGGACAGCUUACGAGAGUUUGCUAAGGGUUUCUCUGCUACAGCCAACUAGUGAUAAAUUUCAAGAAUUCGCCGAUAAAGUGAAGGAGAGAGCUCAAACUGAUUAUAAUUACAAUAUCAGCCAUAGAGAAGAGAUAAACUUUGUUAUUGGAGCUUUCUACGAUGGAGUUUAUCUACUCGGAAUGGCACUGAACGAAACAUUGUCCCAGGGUCGAGAUAUAAGAAAUGGUCGAAUGAUCACUAGCAGAAUGUGGAAUAGAGAUUUUCACGGAAUAACCGGACAUGUUCGCAUAGACGACAACGGUGACAGAGAUGCUGACUAUUCCAUUCUUGAUCUGGACCCGAUAACCGGAAAAUUCGAAGUUGUAGCUCAUUAUUAUGGCUUGCACAGGCGAUAUUCCCCAGUAUCGGGGAAGAAAAUCCAUUGGCCUGGAAGUAACGAAGCACCACCUCCAGACACCCCUAGAUGUGGUUUUAUGGACGAUAAUCCUGAAUGCCGAGACCAUGAGCUUUACAUGUUGAUAUUUUAUGGAAGUUUCACUUUGGGAAUUCUUCUGGUAUCAGCUACCACACUGCUUUUCUUAUUAUGCAAACAUAUGAAAACAACAGCAGAUUUGAACAAUAUGAGCUGGAGAAUCAGACCUGAGGAUAUAAUUUUGGAGAGAGGAAAAAGUUUCGGCUCUAAGCUUGCCCUUCAAAAACUGAAUGAGUUUGGAAUCACCAGCGGUAGAGCUUCCAUAACGUCCUCCUCUUCUUUUCAAACAUGUACAAAACUAUUCACCACCAUAGGUAUAUACAAAGGGAGUUGUGUAGCCAUAAAGAAAAUAUCCAAGAAGAAAGUAGAGAUAAAUAAGAAAUUGUUAUGGGAAAUAAAGCAAGUGAGAGAUAUAACCCAUGAGAAUACUGUACGCUUUCUGGGGGCGUGUAUAGAAUGUCCAACUGUUUUAAUCAUCACCGAGUACUGCCCAAAGGGAAGCUUGAAGGAUGUUCUGGAAAAUGAAGCUAUAAAGUUGGAUUGGAACUUCAGGAUGUCUUUGAUCCACGAUAUUGUUAAGGGCAUGGUUUACAUUCACGGUUCAGAUGUAGCAGUUCAUGGCAAGCUGAGAUCCACGAACUGUUUGAUAGACGGUAGAUUCGUUUUAAAAAUUUCAGACUUUGGUUUGCCAACUCUCACCACCUCCCAUCAAAUUGUGAGGAAUUCAUCGUACUAUGAGAAAAUGCUUUGGGUUGCCCCGGAGUUACUACCCCUCACUGUUAUUCCAGGAAACCCAGCCACUCAAAAAGGUGACGUUUAUAGUUUUGGAAUCAUUUUGGAAGAGAUCAUUGUGAGAGGAGGACCUUUUGCUGCUGCCAGGCAGUACCUCGAGCUUCAAGAUAUAAUAUCUAGGGUAGCAUCCAAGGAAAAUCCCCCCUUCAGGCCAGCAAUUGAAAACGGAGAUUGCCCAGAAGAUCUACUUGAUUUGAUGGACAAGUGCUGGAGUGACAACCCAGAGGAAAGGCCUAAUUUUGAUUACAUCAAAAUCACGCUUCGAAGUAUCAUGAAAGAUUUCUGCGAAAAUCUCAUGGACGAUCUGCUCAAACGUAUGGAACAAUACGCCACCAACUUGGAGGCGCUGGUGAGUGAAAAGACUGAAGAGCUCAGCCAGGAGAAACGGAGAUCUGAGGAACUACUAUACCAAGUCCUUCCAAGACCGGUAGCGCAACAACUGAUGGCUGGAGAAUUGGUGCAGCCAGAGCAGUUCGAAUGUGUCACCAUCUAUUUUAGUGAUAUUGUCGGGUUCACAUCCCUUUGUGCCAAAAGUACGCCAAUGCAGGUGGUUGAUUUUUUGAACGAUCUGUACAGCACCUUCGAUAAGAUAAUCGGCUUCUACGAUGUCUAUAAAGUAGAAACUAUUGGUGAUGCGUACAUGGUAGUUUCUGGUCUACCAACUAGAAACGGAGAUUGUCACGCAAAACAGAUUGGACUUUUGGCUUUAGCCAUUCUCCAGACCGUACAAAAUUUCACCGUUCCUCAUAGUCCAGAUUAUCAGCUGAAACUCAGAAUAGGUGUGCAUUCUGGUCCAGUCUGCGCUGGAGUUGUUGGUCAGAAGAUGCCCCAUUACUGUCUAAUCGGGGAUACUGUCAAUACAGCCAGUAGGAUGGAGAGCACUGGAGAGGCACUGAAGAUUCACGUCAGUGAAACUACCAAGGAACUCUUGGAAAAAUUCGAAAUAUUCACAUUGGAAUGUAGGGGAGAGGUCGAACUCAAAGGAAAAGGAAUAUUCACCACCUACUGGUUAAUUUCUAGCUCCGAACCUAAUCUCUGUCCCCCAUCAGUUGUAACGGAAGACCAUGAUUCUCCCGAAGAAGAAAAAAGUCCUUAUCCGUUGAUUUUCAUGGGAAACUCAGUUACAUUCUGAAAAAUACUCUGGAUGCUGAAAACAACAUAUUUAUGUAAUGAAUAAAACAAUGAUGAGGCUAUUUUUUGAUAAUACUAUUGGAAGUAGUGAGAGUGUAAAAUAUGCUAACUAUAUUUUAUUAUACCUGUGAUGUCUUUCUGAGUUAUAAAUAUAAGUAGAAUAAUUUAUGA
Molecule: messenger RNA, 3735 nt
Organism: Coccinella septempunctata (seven-spotted ladybird)
Lineage: Eukaryota; Metazoa; Arthropoda; Insecta; Coleoptera; Coccinellidae
Product: atrial natriuretic peptide receptor 1
Exons: 20
Coding region: 212-3565 (1117 amino acids)
Biological process (GO): intracellular signal transduction; receptor guanylyl cyclase signaling pathway; cGMP biosynthetic process
Cellular component (GO): membrane
Molecular function (GO): protein kinase activity; ATP binding; guanylate cyclase activity
Source: RefSeq, a predicted model, not a curated record